CUAUCGAGCGGUCCUUUGAAUGCAUGUGGCGCGAUAUGAGAAAGUGACAAUUUCAUCCGGUGGAUUACCUUCAGAAAACAUGCUUUCCACUCAACAGAGCUGCUGGUUUAUCCGCAAGGUGGUUAGUUGGAGAGCUGCUGCCAGCAUUGCCUGGUCUGUUUUGCUGUUGCCACCCGCCACAGCUGUUUUUGUGAUCUUCAGCAAGUUCAGCCUCUUCCACCCCAUCCAGUCGACAUCAGAAUGCCUGUCACUGCUUACGAGUGCCAGUGCCAUCUUCUCCCAGAUCCUGCUGUGUGGCGUUGUCCUCAUAAUAGGUUUCCUGGAUUUUGAGUGUUACACAGUUAUCCCGACUGUGGCGUGUUCAAAGAUCGCACUGUUGGGUCAGCUGCUCCACCCACGCCAGCUGGCCAACUCCUUGGUGCACUGCAUCAUGGGAAUGAUCGUGGCGUGGUGUUGUGCCGUCAUCAUUGGGUUCAGAUACGAGUCUCUCGGCUACCCGUGCGCACAGACUGAUAGUCCUCCUCAGAUAUGUCUGAAUGAGUAUCAGCUCAUCCUCCUGCUGGCGGGAGCCUUUGUUGGUUUUUCUCACAGUGUUCUGGGUGUGAUGCACAACAUGAACUACGUCUCUUUCCCCACUGUUCAACAAUACAAAUACCUCCGCUUCAAGGGUUCCCUUCCUCUGGUUAUAAAGUGUAGCGCCAUUCAAGCACUUUAUUCUGUCAGGAACUACAUUGUUGUGUAUUUCUUCUUGGGAUACAUUCCAAGAGUGUGGAUCUGUAAAACCCUCAGUCUCCAGAUGAACAGCUCUGCUCACACUCUGGACAGCUUCUCCGGACUUCUGGACCUCUCUCUGCUCUAUCACCUCUGGCUCAGCGCCACCUUCUUCCUCUUCAUGCAGUACAUGACGCUGACGCUCUUCAGGAUCUUUGUCACUGAGGUGUACAGUUUUCCCGUGCAGUCGUCCUUUACUGAGGAGGCCUUCCAGUGUUUACCCAGAGUUCUCACUGACAGCCAGACAAUGAUAUUAAAGUUCCUGGCUCUGCAGGAUUUGGCUCUGUUGUCUCAACACUCCCCUGUGCGGCGCUGUGAAGUCUUCAGUCUGAGUCAGCCAGGGGGUCACCCGCACAACUGGAACGCCAUCAGUAAAGAGUGCCUGUCUCUCCUGACUGAUCUGACCCAGAGGCUCGUAGCUUAUCACGAUACUGUGGCGACCAACGGCCGAGCCAAAUCACUGUCGAGCGGGAGCGAGAAGAGGACUUCUUCUGAGUCUUCAGGAAGCUCCGGUUCAGAAGGUUUUACGAGCCCAAAGCCGACGUUCCCUCUGAAGACUCCAGCCUCGGUGUUCGCCCGCUCCUUCGCUGGCGGCCCUCUGACCCCGCCGACGGCCCCGUUCACUCCCGACCUGGACAGUCCGUUUGCCUCUCCCACUCUGCGCCGACUCACGGCGCCGGUGGAGCAGGGCUCGCCGUGGUACGGCAGCGUGCAGAGCCCCCACGUCAUGAGGAGAGCACCCAAACUCUGGUCCACCUCCACAGACUCGCAGGCCAACGGCAGCCUCCCUCCAUCCCCUGCAUCCGUUCCCAACCUGAAGCAGGAACCGUCCAAGCCCAGUUUUGUUACUCAGUUCCUCCAGAACAGAAAAGAACAGGUUAAAACUUUCUUGGCAAAGCGGGUGCUGAUAAUGUACUUGUUUUCUAAGCUCCCAGAAGCUUCCAGUCAGGCUCUGUUCGCCGACAGCCAGGCUCACAUCUGGGCUCUAGAAGGGCUGUCGUACCUCGUCCAAGCUUCCUUCUCAGAAGACCAGUUCGGGGUCGUGCAGACGACAUUACCCAGCAUCCUCAGCUGCAUGUUGGGCCUGCAAGAGGCUGUGGAUCGACACUUCAAGCUGCCUCACGCCUCCAGCAAGCCGGCCCGUCUGAGCAGCAGCAUGAGCGACUCCACCUACAAGACGCUGCGCUUCGCCCUCAGGGCCACGCUGAAGACCGCCAUCUACAGGAUCACCACCACCUUCGGGGAGCAUUUAAAGGCUGUUCAGAUGUCUGCGGAGCAUCGGAAACGACUGCAGCAGUUUCUGGAAUACAAGGAAUAACCAAGAACUCUGGCUUCUGUGCCGCAACAUUCUUAUGUGUGUGUUUGUGUGGGUGUGUGUGAAUGCAACAAGAGAAAGUCCAUGACGGUGCCUCUUUUAAUAUUUAUGCCAGCAGACUGUAUUUAAUACGUUGGAUCAUAUCUCAGAGGCUUCAGGCCGGAGCGGGAAGUGAAGCCGACUGUAGCCAACGCUCUGUCCAAAACAUUUCUUCAAGAAGUUAAAAACUGUGGAGUGAGCAGAUAAAAGGGCUGCUGGGUGUUUUUCCUCUGGGUUUUCUACUUAAGGUGCUGUUUUUGUAAGAAUAUAUUGUGCGUGAGAAAGAGAGCGAGCCAUCCGUGUUUUGUAAUGAGAUCUGGUUUUGUUGUAAACACCAGAGCAGAUCCUCGGCUCUGCGCCGCAAUCAGGUUUACGGACUUCACCUGCGUUUCUCCAGAGCCUUCGUCUGAACUGUCUGAUCGUCGGCACACACUCGCUGCUGAAAGUGUGAAUGUUUUGUCGCUGCCAGCACGAGUUUGAGUUCACUCAAAAGAUUUGUAAAUAAAACAAACGACUGCAAAC
Molecule: messenger RNA, 2647 nt
Organism: Salarias fasciatus (jewelled blenny)
Lineage: Eukaryota; Metazoa; Chordata; Actinopteri; Blenniiformes; Blenniidae
Gene: ndc1
Product: NDC1 transmembrane nucleoporin
Exons: 18
Coding region: 20-2089 (689 amino acids)
Biological process (GO): nuclear pore organization
Cellular component (GO): nuclear pore transmembrane ring
Molecular function (GO): protein-macromolecule adaptor activity
Source: RefSeq, a predicted model, not a curated record